CUCUUUCCAUUCCGCCACCUCAGCCAGACCCUUGCAUGGUGCAGCAGCCUUUCACAGAGCUUUUCCUUUAACGCCCUUUAUAAAAGUAUUCUGGUUCAGGGCUUGUUGCGUUCCUAGCUGAGAGCACCGAGUGACCUAACAAAUACGCUACAUGCACCUCUAAGAUGAAGUUCUCACAGCAUGAAAUUAGGCUUCCUGCUAUGAAGCGAGGUUGCCACUUAAUAACGGAUAAGAUCCUCAAGGAGAUCGGCGGCUCGCUAUCAGGCUACAAAGUAGGCCUCGCAAACAUAUUUAUCCAGCACACGAGCGCCUCACUCACCAUCAACGAAAACGCGGAUCCGGACGUGCGACGAGACAUGGAGACAUUCCUCAACCUGGUUGUGCCCGAGGGCUCCCGUGCCCCCUGGGUGCACACCUGCGAGGGCCCCGAUGACAUGCCGGCGCACGUCAAGACCUCGCUGCUGGGCCCCUCGCUCACCGUGCCCAUCACCGGUGGGAGACUCAACCUGGGAACGUGGCAGGGCAUAUGGCUGUGCGAGCACCGGGACCACGCGUCCGGGCGCCACGUCAUCGUGACGCUGCAGGGGGAGUAGCGGAGCAUGCAGGGAUGAGGGGAGUAGCAUGCAGGGAGAGGGAAGCGGAAGAGUGCGGAACAGGAGCGGGUAGAGGCAGGGGUCGGAGCAGAAGGAGGAGGGGUGAAAGGGUAUGCGCCGCGCCUCCGAUGGGAUUGAGAGCGAUGAGCGGCUGGUGAGCGAUUGUCUGCGGUUGGAUUGGCCCCUUUGCAUUCGCCAUGCGGAUAUGCAGGAGGACAGGAAAAGGCAUGAGGCGCUGGAAGGUGGUGGUGAUGGGGAUGUCGUAACCGGUUGCUGUAACGCCCAUUAUAGGCAUUGCUAUAAGAACACUGCUGGGGACGUAUAGCUCAAACUAGCAAUGUUUCCGCUUCGCCACGUCAACAUCUUGUGUUGGGUGCUCUUUCAGUGAGAAGCUAGGCGAGCUUGGUUAGGUACGUAUCUUGUUCUAUCCCAUGCCAGGAAACGCUCCGAGGCCAUAGCAUUGCCGACCCUGGCUGAGCAUGCUUUGUCGCACAUGCUCGAGGGCUGCACAGGGCUGCCCAUGCCCCUUCCUUAACCCUUCCCAUGUUGUGAAGUGGUGUGUUGAGCCCUGAGCACGGGCCAACCUGGCUGAGCACGCUUUGUCGUACGACACAUGCUCGGUGGCACCGUGCAUAUGCAUGGCGCCGGGUCGAUGUGCAUGUCCUGACAUGCUGUUGACGAAAGUGCAGAUUAAAUUGUUGACGGGGGGUUGAUUCCUCCGAAUGCUUCUAGGUGGGUUCCUGUCCAUUGACGUAAAGCCGCCGUGCAACGUAGCGGGUUAGGUCAUGUCUUAUUAGGUUGUACCGCAUUCGUCAGCAGCGUACGGUAAGGAGAACAUACCUCAAAUCUGCUGUUUGAAUCAUAGCGUCGUGAGGUGAUAUCGGAGGCAGGACGUGGAAUACCGCU
Astrephomene gubernaculifera is the source of this 1499-nucleotide messenger RNA. The record is from the annotation of a GenBank genome assembly. NCBI's taxonomy places the organism in Eukaryota, Viridiplantae, Chlorophyta, Chlorophyceae, Chlamydomonadales, Astrephomenaceae.